AUGGCGAAAGCACAAAGGCUGCGGCGCUGUGCAGGGCGAGCCGUGCUGUGCUGCGUGGUGCUGACCGUGUGCGGGGCCGCUGCGGCCGGGCAGAUUCGCUACUCGAUCCCCGAGGAAAUGCAGAAAGGCUCCUUCGUGGGCAACAUCGCGCAGGACCUGGGGCUGGAGGCCAAGGCGCUGUCGGAGCGCGGCGUGCGCGUGGUCUCCACAGGUAGGACACAGUAUUUCGCAUUGAAUGUAAAGAGCGGCCAUUUAAUCACGGCGGAGCGGCUAGACAGGGAGCAGCUGUGCGGCCGGGCCGAGAAGUGUGUCAUCAAUUGUGAGAUUAUCGCAGAGGACAGAAUGGAAGUUUUCAUAACUGAAGUCGAACUCACAGAUGUGAAUGACCAUGCCCCGAGCUUCCAGGAGGGGAAGCUGGAGUUCAGGAUCAGUGAGACAACUGCCGUGGGAACACGGUAUAGUCUGGAAGAGGCGCAGGAUCCGGAUGUGGGGAUUAACUCUAUCCGGGACUACCAGCUGAGCAGCAACGAGCACUUCUCUCUGCAUGUGCAAGCGGGAGCUGCUGGGGAUAAAUACCCCGAGUUGGUGCUGGAGAAGCCCCUGGACCGAGAAGAGCAGGCUGCUCACGACCUCAUCCUCACCGCCACUGACGGCGGAGAUCCGGUCCGCUCCGGCACGGCGCGGAUCCACGUGGUGGUGCUCGAUGCCAAUGACAACGCGCCCGUGUUCAGCCAGCCGCUCUACCGCGUGAGCGUGCGGGAGAACGUGCCCGUGGGCUCCGCGCUGCUCACAGUUAGCGCCACGGACGCGGACGAGGAGCUCAACGCUGCAGUCGCCUACUCGCUGCGGAAGACGAAGGACAAAGCGUCUGAGACCUUCCAGGUGGACUCUCGGACGGGAGAUAUCGUGACGGUGGGGACUCUGGACUACGAGGAAGAGGCCGUCUAUGAAUUGGAGGUUCAGGCAAGGGACAGUGGAGACCUCUGGGCCCGGGCAAAAGUGCUGGUGACUGUCCUCGACGUGAAUGAUAACGCGCCCCAGAUCACAGUCACCUCUGCUGUCAGCUCCAUCAGUGAAGACAGCCCGCCAGGGACUUUGGUAGCGUUAAUACAUUUAGAGGAUCGGGAUUCUGGCAGGGACGGGGAGAUCAUGUGGUCCAUCCCGGACCACUUCCGGCUGCAGAAAUCCUUGGAUAAAUAUUACACUUUAGUGACGGCCAGAGACCUGGACCGGGAGCAGGUGGCGGAUUACAACGUGACGGUCACGGCCCGGGACCGCGGGGCGCCGCCGCUGUGGUCCGCCACGACGAUCGCGGUGCAGGUGUCGGACGUGAACGACAACGCGCCGGCCUUCAGCCAGGCGGCCUACAGCGUGUGGGUGAGCGAGAACAACGCCCGCGGCGCCUCGGUGUUCUGCGCGCGGGCGGCCGACGCGGACUGGGGCGACAACGCCCGGGUGACGUACUGGCUGGCGGAGGGCGAGCUGCAGGGCGCGCCGCUGUCGUCGUGGCUGUCGGUGCAGGCGGAGAGCGGCGCGGUGCAUGCGCUGCGCGCCCUGGACUACGAGCAGGUGCGCGAGAUCCGCUUCGCCGUGGAGGCGCGGGACGGGGGGGGGGCGGCGGCGCGCGACUCGCUGGAGGACAAGUUUGGCAGAUAUGGUGGGGACUUUGCCUCACUGUGGAGCCAAGCCCGCAACUCCACUCACUGCCUCGGGAAGUGCAUCGGCUGUGCCUGGAUUUGGACCGAGGAGUGCGGGGAGCUGGGAGUCUCCCUGCAACCAGCCCCACAUGCCGACUGUGUCAUCAUGAUGCCCCGCGUGAGGACCUUCCUGAAGAGGUUCCUGAAGGAUGCCAUCUGCAGCAAAUACGCCUGUGACCUGAGGGCCAAGCCCAACCAGGGCAAGGUCUUCGACGUCUCUUUGAAGUGGGACACCAGCAACCGCUUCAUGCUCAGCUUUGCAGACUUGUGCUUUCUCCUCCACAACUGCCUGCCUCUGAACGGGGCCACUUUGGGCCACCUGGUGAGGGCCAUCCCGGCCGCAGCGGGGGAGAUCUCUGUGAACCGCAGGGUCCUAGGCUGCAAGAGCCAGAUGCGCCCCACCAUCAUGACCAUGAAUGAAGAGGCCAAGAAGAUCAUAAUUGUGGACACGACCAUCCCCUCUGAGAACCAGCACCAAGCCUUCACCGAUGCCCCGGCUCACAAGCGGAGGAAGUACUCCACGCUGGCUAACAUCAUAAGAGCCCAUGGCUACGACGUGAUGGUUGAUGUGCUUAUAGUGGGAACACUCAGAGCCUGGGACCCCAGCAACGAGUGCAUCCUGCCGCUAGGCCAAGCUGAUAUGCUGCCUCAUGGUGUCCCACAUGAUCUACUGGUCCUGUGA
This is a messenger RNA of Alligator sinensis (Chinese alligator), 2379 nucleotides long. RefSeq names its product protocadherin gamma-A4-like. Bases 1 to 2379 code for a protein of 792 amino acids. Gene Ontology annotation, biological process: homophilic cell-cell adhesion. Gene Ontology annotation, molecular function: calcium ion binding. Lineage: Eukaryota; Metazoa; Chordata; Crocodylia; Alligatoridae. The record is from RefSeq and is a predicted model, not a curated record. The transcript has 3 exons. Gene Ontology annotation, cellular component: plasma membrane.